AUGUCCGAUUCCUCUGUCCCAGACAGUACUCCUCAGGGUAUGAAUUGCCCAGCGUUCAAUCCCCCCCCUCUCGACGGAAGCUAUACAGUCCCGGAAUUAUUCGGCUACAAUGCGAAGCGCAAUCCUGAACACCCGCUUUUCGUGUUUGCUGAUGGUGAGAGAAAGACUAGGACGAUAUGCUUCGCCGAGGCCUGGAGAAUGAUCCGACGUACUGCACGCAAUAUUCAAGGCCAUUACAAGGACCUGCAAAACUCCAACGAUGUUCAAAAGAUCAAUAAACCCUUAGGACAAGGAUGCAUAAUUGGCAUUCUUGCUGUUGGAGAUACCAUCAGCUACUUCUGCACAAUCGUGGGUAUCAUGCGCCUCGGCCUUGUCCCUUUCCCAAUAUCAAUACGCAACUCUGCCGUUGCUGUAGCACACCUUGUCAAGGAAUCAAAUAUUACUCAGCUGCUCGUGAGCCCCGAUCCUGCCAUGCAGCAUCUCGCCUCCGACGCCAUAGCGAUUCUUCGACGAGAUGAAAUCUAUCUGGAGACGCUCCCAAUGACUCAGUUUGUCGAUAUCGCGGACGAAAGUCACCUAAACCCGGAGGUGGAACUUAAUUUCGAGAAACUGAAUCUGGACGGGGUUGCAUGCCUGUUGCAUUCUUCAGGGUCAACCUCAUUUCCCAAGAUCAUCACUGUCACAAACCGCACAGUCUUACAGUGGGCAGCGCUUCCCUGUUAUGGUCAGGUUGACUUAUGUGGGAUGAUCAUGGGUGUGCACGUCGUUCCUCUUUUUCAUGUGAUGGGAAUUGACAAUAUAUUUAGAGCUGUAGCCACAGGCAUGGUUCUCGGUGUAUAUAAACCAUCAUCCCCUCCGGUCAUUCCAACACCAGAGUCUUAUUUGGAGGAAGCGCUUGCCACCAAUAGUAGUAUAAUAUACUGUGUACCCUCCUUUGUUGAGGCCUGGUUUCGCGAGCCCAGUAACAUACCAGCCAUAAAGUCUUUUCGAGCUAUAUCGUUUGGUGGUGCACCACUGAACAAAGCUAUUGGAGAUCAACUUGCGAACAUGGGUGUUGCGCUAUUCCCGUUCUACGGCUCUUCUGAGACUGGUUGCAUCAGCAUGUUCAUGCCCUCAGACGUGCCUAGCACCGACGAGUGGGAAUAUUUCAAAAUCUCGCCUCGUCUUGUAGUCGAGAUGUUGCCUCAGGAAGGCAUGACCGACGUGUUCGAAAUCGCUAUCAUACACACCCCGCAUUCGAAGCCAAAUGUUAUAAAUUCGUCAACAGGCGAUGGGCGAGGCGCCUACCGGACGAAUGAUUUGCUCCAGCGGCACCCACAAAACCCUUUAUUGUGGAAAGUGUUCGGACGCGCAGACGAACAGUUGAUGUUGUCCAAUGGCGAAAAGACGAAUCCUGUUCCACUAGAGGCGAUCUUGGUGCGAGACACCCGCGUCGCAUCUGCCAUCAUGUUCGGUCGGGGUCGGUUCCAGAACGGUGUUUUGAUUGAACCGAAGAAAGAGUUUGCUUUCGACCCACGAGAUGAAGUGAAACUGGCAGAGUUUAGGAAUAUAAUAUGGCCAUCGGUGGAGAAGCUGAAUCAAUUUGCACCAGCACAUUCAAGGUUGUUCAAAGAGAUGAUCAUUGUCAGCAGCCCAUCCAAGCCGUUCGAAUACACCCUCAAAGGAACGCCGAGACGUCCAAUAGUAAUCAAGGCAUAUGAACAAGAGAUCAACGAUUUAUACAAUUCAAUAGUCGACUCAUCUCAAACCGAUCUGCCGACUCCGCUGAAAUGGACAGAGAACGAGACGCUCGACUUCAUCCGUCUCGUAGUCAGAAAUGUGAUCAAGUCCAAACCAGACGACAAUAUCGAUAUCUUUCAGGAAGGAUGUGACAGUCUUCAAGCGACAUAUAUCCGAAAUUCGGUCGUCCAUGCCCUCAGGCGGUCGACGACCAUCUCAGUCUCCGGUAUCGCAAACAAUUUCGUGUACAUCAAUCCCACAAUUGCGUCUAUGAGCGCGUUCGUCUCGAGGAUGCUCAAUCCCAAAGGUGAACAAUCUCUACCACGACCUCAAUUUCAAACAAAGACCCAGGAGAUGAAGCAGCUGCUGAGAAAAUAUACAAACGCGUUCCCUGUUCACAUUCCGGCUCUCGGUGAAAACGAUCAAGCACAGGUCAGCGAUGCCGUUCUCCUAACGGGUUCGACUGGCCGCGUGGGGUGCCACUUGUUGGCCCAACUCAUCUCGAACGGAUCGGUCACGAAAGUGUAUGCCUUGAAUCGGAAAGGACGUUCUGAUGUGAAAAGGCGCCAGAGGGAGGCAUUCCGCAUGUGGGGAUUGGAUGUUGAGCUUGCGGACUUCGCCAAGGUGAUGUUUUUGGAAGGAGAUCUGUCGAAAGCAGAUCUAGGUCUUGGGCAACAGAUAUAUGGAGAAAUCAAGCAAACGAUUACCGGCAUUAUCCACAAUGCCUGGCAUGUGGAUUUUAACUUGGCAUUGUCCUCAUUCGAACCGCUUAUCUCGAGCGUUCACAAGAUGGUCUCUCUUUCCCUCGGCUCGUCACAUCUGACACCCCCUCAUAUCUUAUUCGUCAGUUCGAUCGCAGUUUUUGCAAACCAUACUUCCGCCGCUGCGGAAGAAGUACCAAUCGACGACCCAACUGUAUCUGUCGGGACUGGGUAUGGUGAGAGCAAGUGGGUGGCAGAGAGUAUUCUGCUGCACGCGAUGAAGGAGAGAGGCGUUCGAAUCAACAUCGUGCGCGUCGGUCAGUUGUGUGGAGAUUCCCUCGUUGGAAGAUGGAAUCAGAAGGAGUGGGUGGCUUCAAUGUUCCGCGGCUCUCAAGUCAUAGGCGCCGUACCACAGAGAGAUGAGGUCGGUGUCAGUUUCGGAUGUGCAACGAAGGAGACUCAUGUGACAGCACAGGCGAUCUCGUGGCUUCACACGGAUGUCGCAGCUUCUGCUGUGUUGGACAUUCUGGGCUCCGACCGGCUUGUUCUCCACCUCGUGCACCCGAAGCCUGUCGACUGGAGCCUGAUAUCAACUACUGCAUCAGCGCUCUUGAAGGUUCCGUCCAUCCCCUACCUUGAAUGGCUGUCCAAAUUAGAGCGAGCGCACAAGGACUCUAUAUCUGACCCUGACGCGCUCGAGAAGAAUCCAGCCUUGAAACUGAUCGACUUCUUCUCGGGGAUGAAGAAUUCGGUUGUCCUUCGUACUGAUCAGGCUGUAGAGGUUUCAUCUCGUUUGAAGGCAGCCAAGGCUCUCAAAGGGGAUGACGUAGAGAAAUGGGUCGCUUACUGGCAAAGUCUCGGGUUUCUCGCUGCAUAA
This is a messenger RNA of Heterobasidion irregulare TC 32-1, 3297 nucleotides long. It is a transcript of the gene nps3, whose product is annotated as tridomain enzyme adenylation-thiolation-dehydrogenase. The transcript has 18 exons. Bases 1 to 3297 code for a protein of 1098 amino acids. Lineage: Eukaryota; Fungi; Basidiomycota; Agaricomycetes; Russulales; Bondarzewiaceae. The record is from RefSeq and is a predicted model, not a curated record.